AUGACCUACCCAAGCGGCGAUCGUCCGACGCCUCCGGAUUCAGUGCCGACCACAACAAAGCACUCAGGAGAUGACAAUGAGUCAAUACACUCGGAAGCAACAGGGCCUCUCGUUGGACCUGGUAUGCUAUUGGACAGCAAGGAUCUUUACAGAUCUGAUCCCCGCGAAGAGUGGACUGUCUGUGAUAUUGGAAUUAAUCCAAGUGAUACAGACGCUUCGGCCAAGUUUGCACUAAUUGUAAAGCGCGACAAAAUCCAAGAAGAUGACGGAUCAUCAGGACUCAAACUUUAUUCCAUCAAAGUGCAGAGUCCACUCAUCAAGACUGCAUUGGGCCCCGUCUUUCAUAAUUAUCCAGGGAUCAAGACAAGCUUGAAGAAUCUCACGUUUUCGGCUCCUUUCCGAGAAUUCUUCUACAGGUGGCAGGAGUUAUGCCAAGCGUCAAAGCUUUCACAACAUGAGGAGACCCAAAGUGCACACUUCAAACUCCUCUUCGACAUUCUGUCCGUUGAGAUUAAACCUCACAUCGAAGAAGUGGGAGAUCUCCUACUCAACAAUGUUAUCAACUUCAAUUACCUUUGGGCGAUCUUCGAACCCGGAAUGGAGAUAUAUUCCCUCGUUGAUGGGAAACACCGUCUAUAUCGCCUAACAACUUGUCAAUUCGUUGAUUUAGAUGGCGUGAACUUCGGGUACAAUUGCACGACCCUUACCAUUGGCGAAUUCGCAGAUGUCAUGAGGAUUGUGGAUUUGACCGUACUUCCCGCAUACAUGAAACCUGAUAUCGACCUUAUCCGGGCUCAGCUCAUUGAGCGGGGGAAGAAGUUCGAGAGCUUGAAUGGAUGCCAUUACAAAGCAUAUGCUGGAGUUUAUACUUUGGCAAACAUUUCUUGGGGCCGCUCACGGAGAACCACGCUCCAAUACGGACGCGUCAUAGUGGAUGAUGCCAUGUACAGUCGUUACAACGGAGGCUCUGAGAAAUCUCUACAAGCACUGGACAAGUCGAAUUUUGGGAGACUACAAUCAUCUAUUGGAUCUAUAUUCGAUAUAGAUGACAAUGACUUUGAUGAUACAAAUGCACCACCUGCGUAUCAGGCCAUGAGAUACGCCAUGCAGCAAGCGAGACGCCGGGAAGACAGGGCGCGCUCUCAAGCCAACAAGUGGGUAUCACUCUAUGUCGACAAUAUUGCGGAGAUCUUGUGGAACGAAGAGGCUUUCGACCGCCUAGUACUCCCUCACGAUUACAAACGACUGAUCAGAGGUUUUGUCCACAUGCAAUUGAAUUCGAUGGAUGAAUUCGACGACGUAAUGAAAGGAAAGGGUCAGUACGAUCCUUCGUUUCGGCGUCUCCGGAAGAGUGAGGACUGA
Messenger RNA from Didymosphaeria variabile, 1362 nucleotides. RefSeq lists its product as uncharacterized. Lineage: Eukaryota; Fungi; Ascomycota; Dothideomycetes; Pleosporales; Didymosphaeriaceae. The coding region runs from base 1 to 1362 and encodes 453 amino acids. The record is from RefSeq and is a predicted model, not a curated record. The transcript is spliced from 5 exons.